AUGGCGAAAAAUGUCGAUCCUAAAGUCAUGAAAAUUUGUGAUUCAACUGACCACCCUUCUCUCUGUCUUGGCACUGUCGUACCCCUCUUAGAUGACAAAACUGAUCAAUUUUCUGUGCUUGAAGUGUCAGUUAAAGCUUGCUCCGAAUUAACAAAGUUCGCAUUGUCCAUGGCGAAAAAAAUUUCCAACAUGCCCGGAGUUCCUCCUCAGGUAGCCUCUAUUAUUCGCGAUUGCAAAGACAAUUACGACGCAGUUAUGUCCAAUUUUGAGAAAGCAAUUAAUGCCUUACCUGAACGUGAUAUAGGAACUCUUAAUACCAUGCUCAGCGCCGUUAUAACAGAUGUCGGAGACUGUGAAGACGAACUCUCCAGUACGGCCACGACUUCUCCUCUAUCGGAUUAUGCCGAGAAGUUGACUAACAUGACUAGCAAUUCUCUUGCCAUUGCUUCCCUCCUUCAAGAUUGA
Olea europaea var. sylvestris is the source of this 465-nucleotide messenger RNA. Its product is annotated as pectinesterase inhibitor 1-like. Lineage: Eukaryota; Viridiplantae; Streptophyta; Magnoliopsida; Lamiales; Oleaceae. Gene Ontology annotation, molecular function: enzyme inhibitor activity. The transcript has a single exon. Bases 1 to 465 code for a protein of 154 amino acids. The record is from RefSeq and is a predicted model, not a curated record.